This is a messenger RNA of Grammomys surdaster, 2544 nucleotides long. Its product is annotated as vomeronasal type-2 receptor 116-like. Bases 4 to 2544 code for a protein of 846 amino acids. The transcript is spliced from 6 exons. Lineage: Eukaryota; Metazoa; Chordata; Mammalia; Rodentia; Muridae. Gene Ontology annotation, molecular function: G protein-coupled receptor activity. The record is from RefSeq and is a predicted model, not a curated record. Gene Ontology annotation, biological process: G protein-coupled receptor signaling pathway. Gene Ontology annotation, cellular component: membrane.
AAGAUGUUAUCUUUGAUGUCUGUCUUCCUGAUCCUGGAAUAUUUCUUGCUUUUUAGUGCAGCACAUCCCAGGUGCUUUUGGAGAAUAAAACCAAAUGAAAACAAGGUUGGAGAUGUAGAGGAUGAUUGUUUUUUUUACAUAUACACAAGACAGGGUCCACUGUUGAAUGAUCCUUUCAAUGGAAAUCCAGAUAUUCAAUUGACAACCAGGAAUAUCCACCUGAUUUUGUCUCUAUUGUUUGCCAUCAAACAAAUAAACAGGAGCAUUCGUAUUUUACCAAAUAUUUCUCUGACACUUAAGGUCAACUGUGUCAAAAAGGAAGAUCUACAAGUAAUUAGCAUGUUCUCAAACAGAGAUGCAACUAUUCCUAACUACAACUGUAAACAUGGAAGGAGAUUAUUAAGUGUACUUACAGGACCACGGUGGUUUUCAUCUGUUGUACUUGGGCCACUCCUAUACAUCUUUGCAAUACCACAGCUUUACUAUGGCCCAUUUCAUCCUCUCCUGAGUGACCGGGAACACUAUCCGUAUCUAUACCAGAUGUCUCCAAAAGACACAUUUCUGGCCCUGGCCAUGAUGGCCUUGGUGGUUCAUUUUAGCUGGAAUUGGGUGGGACUAGUCAUUUCAGAUGAUGAACUAGGCAUCCAGUUUCUCUCUAAGUUGAGAGGAGAGAUGCACAAACACAGAGUCUGUUUAGCCUUUGUGAAUAUGAUCAUAGAAAAUAUACAAUUACACCAGAAAAGAGCUGAAAAGUAUUAUAACCAGAUUGUGAUGUCAUCAGCAAAAGUUAUUAUCAUUUAUGGGGACCCAGACACUCUAACUGUACACUUUAGACUGUGGCAACAUUUAGGCAUUAAGAGACUCUGGAUCACCACCUCACAGUGGGAUGGGAGUAAAGGAGACUUCCUUCUUACCUCCUUUCAUGGGAUUUUCAUUUUUUCACAUCCCCAUUCUGAGAUUCCAGGUUUUAAAAAUUUCAUCCAGACAGUGCACCCUUCCAGCUACAAUAAAGAUACUUCCAUUGCUAGGUCAUGGUGGAUGUAUUUUAACUGCUCAUUGCCAUCUCAUUGUAAGACACUGAAAAACUGUUCAACUAAAAUCCUACUAGAAUGGUUAUCCAAGCACCAGUUUGAAGUGUCCAUGAGCGAGACAAGUUACAACUUAUACAAUGCUGUCUAUGCUGUAGCCUAUGCACUUCAUGAAAUGCUUAUUCAACAUACAGAGCAUUGGCAAAAGAAUAUUGGAAAAGGACUGGAAUUUUACUCCUGGAAGAUGGCCCCUUUUCUGGAGAACAACAAAUUUAUAAAUCCUUCUGGAUAUCAAUUCAACAUUAAUCAAAAAGGGAAACUGGAUACAGAAUAUGACAUUCUCUAUGCCAUGAAUUUUCUACCAGCUAUUGGACUUAAUGUGAAAAUAGGAAAAUUUUCCCAACAUUUUCUGCAUGGUCAGCAAUUAUAUAUAACUGAAGACAUGAUAGACUGGACCAUGGACAUUAGACAGACACUGCCAUCAGUAUGCAGUAUGCCCUGCAGUGUAGGAUUCCGAAAAUCCCUUCAGAAAGGAAAGGCUGUAUGCUGUUUUGAUUGUACUCCAUGUCCAGAGAAUGAAAUUUCUAACAUGACAGACAUGGAUCAAUGUGUGAAGUGUCCAAAUGAUCAGUAUGCCAACAUAAAACAAACUCACUGUCUAAAAAAGAUUGUCACCUUCCUGGCUUAUGAAGACCCUUUAGGAAUGGCUCUGGCCUCUUUAGCCCUAUGCUUCUCUGCUCUCACAGCUUUUAUACUCAGUAUCUUUUUGAAGCACCAAGACAAUCCCAUUGUCAAGGCGAAUAACCGACUUCUCAGCUACAUUCUGCUCAUCUCUCUGAUAUUUUGUUUUCUUUGUUCCUUGCUCUUCAUUGGCCACCCCCAUGUGGCUACCUGCAUCCUGCAGCAGACUACAUUUGCAGUUGUUUUCACUGUAGCAGUUUCUGCUAUUUUGGCUAAAACAAUUACUGUGGUAAUGGCUUUCAUGAUCACUGAUCCAAGAAAAAAAAUAAGACAGAUGUUAGUAACAAGGGCACCUAACUAUAUCAUUCCCAUCUGCACCAUGAUCCAACUUAUUCUCUGUGGAACCUGGCUAGGAACAUCUCCUCCAUUUGUUGAUACUGAUCCACACUUUGAACAUGGCCACAUCAUCAUUUUCUGCAACAAGGGUUCAGUUAUUGCCUUCUACUGUGUCCUGGGUUUCUUGGGCCUAUUAGCCCUGGGGAGUUUCACUGUAGCUUUUCUGGCCAGAAAUCUGCCUGAUAGAUUCAAUGAAGCCAAGCUCCUGACAUUUAGCAUGCUGGUGUUUUGUAGUGUGUGGAUUACAUUUCUCCCUGUCUAUCAUAGCACCAAGGGAAAGGCAAUGGUGGUUGUGGAAAUCUUUUCUAUCUUGACUUCCAGUGCAGGGUUGCUUGUUUGUAUUUUUUUCCCAAAGUGCUUCACAAUUUUGUUAAGACCUAUGGUGAAUUUUACUGAAAAGUUCAGUGGCACACAUUCUAAGAUUGAAAGUAUCCCUUAA